Cucumis melo (muskmelon) is the source of this 1774-nucleotide messenger RNA. Its product is annotated as oligouridylate-binding protein 1-like. The coding region runs from base 236 to 1498 and encodes 420 amino acids. Gene Ontology annotation, molecular function: mRNA binding. The transcript is spliced from 12 exons. NCBI's taxonomy places the organism in Eukaryota, Viridiplantae, Streptophyta, Magnoliopsida, Cucurbitales, Cucurbitaceae. The record is from RefSeq and is a predicted model, not a curated record. Gene Ontology annotation, cellular component: cytosol.
UAAUUGUCUGAGGCUCUGAGUUGCGCUCGUCUUUCCUCUCUCUGCUCCCUCCCUUCGAGGGUUUUUUUUUUUUUUUUUUUUCCUUUUUUCUUUCUUUCUUUUAUUAUUCUUUCCCCCUCUUUCCUCUUCCCUCUUUGUUUUUGUAUAUUUGUUUUGUUUCUUUCUUUUGCUUUGUUCUAGAGCCCCCAAUUCAAGAUCUUCUUAUCCUCCAUCUCAAUCUCACUAUUCGUGGAAGAUGCAGUAUCAGAGGCUUAGACAGCAGGCAAUGAUGCAGCAGUCUCUGUAUCCCCAUCCUGGCCUCCUCGCUGCUCCUCAGAUAGAGCCUAUCUUGAGUGGAAACCUGCCUCCUGGCUUUGAUUCAAGUACAUGCCGCAGUGUGUAUGUUGGAAACAUUCAUCCCCAAGUCACCGAGCCUCUACUUCAAGAAGUUUUUUCAAGUAUUGGACCCAUAGAAGGGUGUAAGCUCAUCAGGAAGGAGAAGUCAUCCUAUGGUUUUGUGGAUUACUUCGAUCGCAGAUCGGCUGCAGUUUCUAUUAUUUCUCUCAAUGGAAGAAACUUGUUUGGACAGCCUAUAAAAGUUAAUUGGGCAUAUGCAAGUAGUCAGAGGGAAGAUACAUCUGGUCAUUUUAAUAUAUUUGUUGGUGAUCUCAGCCCUGAGGUUACAGAUGCUACAUUGUUUGCAUGCUUUUCUGUUUACCCCAGUUGUUCGGAUGCACGGGUUAUGUGGGACCAGAAAACUGGACGUUCGAGGGGUUAUGGUUUUGUUGCUUUUCGGAAUGAGCAGGAUGCUCAAAGUGCAAUUAAUGACAUAAAUGGAAAGUGGCUUGGGAGUCGACAGAUUAGGUGUAAUUGGGCCACAAAAGGUGCGAAUUCUGGCGAUGACAAACAGAGUUCAGAUUCCAGAAGUGUUGUAGAGCUUACAUCUGGAACUUCAGAUGGUGGUCAGGAGAAAUCCAAUGAGGACGCACCUGAGAACAAUCCUCAAUACACAACCGUCUAUGUGGGAAAUCUUGCUCCUGAGGUUACUUCAGUUGAUCUCCACCGUUAUUUUCAUGCCCUUGGUGCCGGGACAAUUGAAGAUGUUAGGGUACAACGGGAUAAAGGUUUUGGGUUUGUGAGAUAUAGCACUCAUGCUGAAGCAGCUUUAGCCAUCCAAACAGGCAAUGCUAGAGUUGUCUGUGGCAAACCAAUUAAGUGUUCAUGGGGUAGCAAGCCAACCCCGCCAGGGACAAAUUCUACCCCUCUUCCUCCACCGAAUGUGGGACACAUGCCAGGUCUGUCUGCAGCCGAUCUUGCUUCCUAUGAACGGCAAAUGGCAUUUAGCAAAAUGGGUGCGGCACAAGCGCUAAUGCAUCCACAGGCGGCUCAGCAUGCCCUCAAGCAGGCAGCCAUGGGAAUGGGGAUGGGAAUUGGGAUGGGUGGUGCGGGCACAAGUCAAACUAUAUAUGAUGGUGGGUUCCAAAAUAUUGCAACCACCCAACAGCUCAUGUAUUACUAGGUAUUUGAACUGCUGUAGUGUAUGAUGCUUUUAGUUCAUUGUGGAACUAAAAAAAUAGUGUUACAUGUUUUGGGGAUUGUGACCCAAGUACGAUCUUGAACUUGCUGCGUUUGCCAAUGUAGUGGUUAGCCCGGGGGAGAAGGUGUUGCAGAGUGAUUUUAAUUUGUUUACUUGUAAUGGUUUAGUUUGUAGUAUCCUGCAAGAAAAAAAAUAUAUGGUGAGACGUCUGGAAAUAAGUUCCAAGCCUUGAAUCUAGAUGGACUUAUUUUUCUUCAA